Messenger RNA from Soboliphyme baturini, 780 nucleotides. The record is from the annotation of a GenBank genome assembly. NCBI's taxonomy places the organism in Eukaryota, Metazoa, Nematoda, Enoplea, Dioctophymatida, Soboliphymatidae.
AUGGAUCGUUAUGAUCGCGCUAUUACCAUAUUUUCGCCCGACGGCCACUUGUUUCAAGUGGAGUAUGCUCAGGAGGCAGUGAAGAAGGGCUCAACUGCCAUUGGCGUUCGAGGACGCGACUGUGUAGUAAUUGGUGUAGAGAAGAAGACCAUUCCAAAGCUACAGGAAGACCGAACGCUGCGCAAGAUCAAUCUCAUCGACGAUCACAUCGUGAUGGCAUUCGCAGGUCUAAACGCCGAUGCAAGAGUGCUGAUUAAUAUGGCCAGGGUAGAAUGCCAGUCUUGGAGACUGACCAUGGAGGAUCCGAUCACUGUCGAAUAUCUCACUCGUUUUGUGGCGAAUACCAAGCAAAGAUACACUCAAAGCAAUGGGAGGAGGCCAUUCGGCAUUUCGACGCUUAUCGGCGGCUUUGACUCGAACGGUCAACCGCGACUUUUCCAGACUGAACCUUCGGGUACGUUUUACGAAUGGAAAGCUAACGCGACAGGCAAGAGCGCAAAAACCGUUAAGGAAUACUUGGAAAAGCAUUAUGACGAAGAAAACUUAGUGGACGAACACUCAACUCUAUAUUUCGCCGUCAAGGCGCUGUGCGAAGUGGUUCAGGCAGGCGCACCAAAUAUAGACGUCGCGUCGAUGCGCUGGGACGCUUCAGCGCCCAAACACGUGUCAUUCAGGUUGCUUCCUUAUGAAGAAAUCGAAGUCAUGGCAAAGAAAGUAGAAGCUGAGAAAGAAAGGGAAAAAGACGCUGAUCGCGACAAGGAUCAUCAUCAGAAAGCUUAG